AGCACUCGGUCGACACGUCGAUUAUGCUGCGGAAAUCCUCGCCCGUCAACACCGUUCUUUCCUAUUCUCUAUCUCCAUGUCUGGCUCUUGCGCGCGUUUGUUCCGAUGGGACCGCGCAGGCUGCAUUGUGACUGAGUCCUUCGAUAUUCGCGAGCACCCUGAGAUUCUAUGCGAAUUCUUAUGGCGAUUCUCGCAGACGUCAGACGUAGGCCGUGGCCACGACGUGACCGUCGAGGUGGCGACACCCGAAGAGGAACUACACUUCAAGGACGCAGUCAGAGGCCACGUACAACUUCAGCUCUCUAUUGAAGGCGAAGCGCUCGAAAAGGCGAUAUUAGAGCAUUAUGCCCCGGGUCAUGUUGCCGCUAUUCACGUACUACCUCAGGACUGUACUUCCGCGCCAGACAACAUACGUCGAUUCAUUGUCUCACGUCCCGUAGUCGCCCCGCUCUACUUGGCUGGCCGAGGUACAAGAGGGUACUGGGCGAUGGAUACCUCCGAUCGUCGUGUCGUGUUCAUCAAGGAUACAUGGCGCAAUUGUGAAACAAUGCCAGGUCGGGAAGGCGAUCUCCUCCGCCACUUGCACGAUCAAGGCGUACACUAUAUACCUUCCGUCGUCUGCCACGGUGAUGUGCCAGACUGCUUUCCGGAAGAGCCUCGGCUCAUUGCUAGCAAUGAAUACCAUGUCACUGCCACCGAUGAAUUCAGGACGCAUCCUUGGGUCUGUCAGGUCGCAGGUCAAAUGGUAACCGUAUACAAGCAGGCGCAUUACCGAGUCGUUCUUGGGACCGUUGGAUAUGGUCUGCGAAAUUUUCGGGACACUGAAGAAUUAUUGCACUCGACGUAUGACGUUUUCACAGCAAUGAGGGAAGCAUCAACAAAGGCCUCUCGCAUCCACAGAGAUAUCAGUCUCGGAAACAUAGUGCUUGUCAGGGAGCCUGGCCGCACAAUCCGUAGAGGCUACCUCAUAGACUGGGAGUCGUCAUCCGAGGUCGAUGAAUCUGGGCAGGCACUCAUCCCCGGACGCUCCGGAACAUGGCUGUUCAUGUCGCAGAGAAUGCUUUCGCAUGUGAACGCAUAUGCAAGGCAAACGCUCGCAGACGACAUGGAAUCAUUGCUCUAUGUUAUCCUAUACCCUGCUCUGCGCUGGCUACCUCACGAUUACUCCGAUUACGAGCUGCCAGAUCUACUACAGCGCUUCUUCGAAGCUCGGACGGAGAUCCGAGGCAUAUCUCAUGGAGGUAACCAUAAACUAGCCAAUGCGGUGUGCCGAGCGACGACAAGGGAGAUUGACUUCAAGGACGCCUCAUUUCAAGAGUGGCUGAACACUGUAAUGGAUUAUCACUCUCCACCCGAGCCGCUUGAGGAAGCUUACGCAGGAAGGUGGUCGGAUCCGUCUCACCUUGACAGAUACUGGUCUGAAUUCCUACAGACACACCAGUUGGCACGUAAUGACCGCCUAUCAACACGCUCAAGAGCAAGCUCUUCCCCUAACUCUGUCACUUCCACCGUAAAUGAGGAGGAUCGCGACGCUAGCUCAAUUCCCAGCUCGUUGGGCAAACGCCGCGAGGCUCCCAAUCCUCCCUCUGUCUUGUCAGAGCAAUUGCCUAAGCGUACACGCAGGGCUUCUGCACGUCGACCUCAGCAAGACUUGGAGGCCUCGGCUCCGAGGCGCAGUCUGCGCAAACGCCAAUCCGCGACCUCCGCGCAAGGGGUCGCUACGAAUGAUCAUGCUCCUCUGCGGCAGCGUCUUCGCAGGCGCAGUGCGCCUGCGCCUACGCAUGGCAAGCAGGAUGUCAUUCCAAACGACGCCCCUUCGCGAGGUUCGCGUAGACGAGCGUAGUUUUAGAUUGCAUGGCGAAUGGUCUGAUCACCAGUGUUCCCGUGCAUUAGUGCAAACCUUGCGGAAAUACAGGUCUCAGGCGUUUGUAUGGUGAUCAGAGACCUUCGUGACCUCACCUGGAACUAGAUCACGU
Molecule: messenger RNA, 1976 nt
Organism: Dichomitus squalens LYAD-421 SS1
Lineage: Eukaryota; Fungi; Basidiomycota; Agaricomycetes; Polyporales; Polyporaceae
Exons: 5
Coding region: 77-1843 (588 amino acids)
Source: RefSeq, a predicted model, not a curated record